This is a messenger RNA of Pundamilia nyererei, 2212 nucleotides long. It is a transcript of the gene myb, whose product is annotated as v-myb avian myeloblastosis viral oncogene homolog. The coding region runs from base 70 to 1836 and encodes 588 amino acids. Gene Ontology annotation, cellular component: nucleus. The transcript has 15 exons. The record is from RefSeq and is a predicted model, not a curated record. Gene Ontology annotation, molecular function: DNA-binding transcription factor activity, RNA polymerase II-specific; RNA polymerase II cis-regulatory region sequence-specific DNA binding. NCBI's taxonomy places the organism in Eukaryota, Metazoa, Chordata, Actinopteri, Cichliformes, Cichlidae. Gene Ontology annotation, biological process: regulation of DNA-templated transcription.
AGCAAGUCAGUGCUGUCUGUCGGCUAGGUGCUUACCGCGUUCACCAAACACCGUCAGCAGACUUUAAGCAUGAUUCGGCGGUCCAGAAGCAGUCUGUACAGCAGUGAGGAUGACGAGGAGGAGACUGAGAUGUAUGAACAUGAUUAUGAUGGAUCAUUGCCCAAGCCUGGGAAACGCCAGCUCGGCAAGACACGCUGGACACGAGAAGAGGAUGAGAAGUUGAAAAAACUUGUUGAACAUCAUGGAGCAGAAGACUGGAAAGUAAUUGCAAGCCUAUUAACUAACCGUACAGAUGUGCAGUGCCAACACAGGUGGCAGAAGGUUCUCAACCCAGAACUCAUUAAAGGACCGUGGACCAAAGAGGAGGACCAGAGGGUGAUCGAGCUGGUCCAGAAAUACGGCGCCAAACGCUGGUCAGUGAUCGCCAAGCACCUGAAGGGGCGAAUUGGCAAGCAGUGCCGCGAGCGCUGGCACAACCACCUGAACCCAGAGGUUAAGAAGACUUCCUGGACGGAGGAGGAAGACAGAAUAAUCUACCAGGCGCAUGAGAAGCUGGGCAAUCGCUGGGCAGAAAUCGCUAAGCUGCUCCCUGGCAGGACCGACAACGCUAUAAAGAACCACUGGAACUCCACCAUGAGGAGAAAGGUGGAACAGGAGGGCUACCUUCAGAACACAGCCAAGAACAGCAGCCCCUCGCUCCCCGCCAGCCGCACUUACGUGAAGACCAACAAUCAGAUCAUGUGCUUUCCCCAACAGCCCGGUCACACGCAGCUGACUUCCAAUUUGCCGCUCAGCUACGCCACCUACCUGUCUGACGCACGUAGAGUGCACUCCACCCUCUCAUUCAAUAUGAACAUACUCAACAUUCCCCAAGUCCAGAGACACUAUAACGAGGAGGACCCUGAGAAGGAGAAGAGGGUGAAAGAGAUCGAAAUGCUGCUCAUGUCAACAGAAAAUGAACUGAGGGGCCAGCCGUCACUACCGAUUUGUUCGUUCUAUCAAAACUGGACCAACCAGAGCUCCAUGUCCAACAGCUCAGAAGGUGCUGCUCUGCCUUUACCUCAUCACCAGGCAGCCAGCCAGGAACUGUCUCUUGACCAGAGCAGCUCAGCUGAGGACAGCGCCCCCACAACACCCGUCGAAGGCAUUAACGGCAACAACAGCAACAACAACAGUCCCCACAACAGUCCUGCAUUCUCAAAUCCAAUGCCAGGGAUAAUGGAAUCCAUGAUUGACUCAUUCCUCAACCAGCCAGUGAGCCCAGAACACUCAGACAAUCUACCCUUUAACUCGCCUGUGCCUGCAAGCCUCCUAAAUGAUAAUGAAUUGCUCAUGACGCCCAAUAUGUGUGAGUCAAUUCUGGAGUCAACCCCACGUACACCCACGCCUUUGAGAUCAGCCUCGACCCAUCAGGAGAUCAAAUAUGGCCCCGUUAAACUAAUGAACACCACUUUGGGGCAGCAGAUGGUUGGGUCCAUCAAGCAGGAGCCAGUGGAAGAUGCCAUUAAGCAUCCUCCAUUUAAGAAGAUAAAGCAAGAGGUCGAGCUCCCAUGCAAGAGGGGCCACUGCAUGCAGUGGGCAGGGCAAGAACUUAACAGGCAGCUCUUCUCCCCCAGUCGCCCAGCUCAGGAAGUAUCGGACCUACUUACAAGCUCACUCUUGAACGAAGACGGACACAAAAUCUACCAGCUCCCUCACAGAAGCCUGAAUAACCCACUACAGCAGCAACAGCUGGGUUCCUGGGAUCUGUUGGCCUCCGGGAAAACAGAGGAGCACAUACUGGCCUCGGAACACAAGUUCUUGAGUGCUUUCCCUUCAAGGACACUGAUGAUAUAGACUGAGAUAAAUGCUGAUCCAAACACAUCAACUUUUCCUGCACUGGAGUUUAAAAAAAGAAAGAGAAAAAAAGCCCUUAGCUCAAUCAGGCUAAGGUGUUUAGCCCCCCCAGCUGAAGCAGUAGAAAAUGGUUGGAGCAAUGGAUGGAUCAAGCAGAUGUUUACUUGUUUACUUCUGGAACACAGGCGUUUACGGCAUCACUGGGUUCAAAACUCAAAGAAUUUUCGCUUUCACCUACACUUGUGGAACAGACGGGCGGAUACAUAUUUGCGGUGGUACAGUCAUUGGGAGAGGCUAUAUGCCACUGAUUUUUUCACACUUACAUUUGUUGGAUUUGUACCAACCAAAGACUUUUUUUAAGGGGGGAGGGGGGGUG